UUAGUCUUUAUUCUUUACCAUUAUCUCUCUGAAGUCUAUACAACCUGGUGUGAUGUAGUGAAUAACGUAUCCCGCGAAACACUGAAUCAUUCCUAGCUCAUCUUCUCUGCGACGACCACGACUCUGUUUGGUUUCAGAGAAAAUAAAAUUUGAUUUUAUCGUAACUCAGGGUUUCAAAUUACAAUUUCUCUCCAUAAAUAACCCUCCGGUCAUGCUAUAGAAGGCCACUUUCUCUACGUCUUCUAUCUCUGUCUCUGUUUGGAAGCAGCCAUGGCGGGUCGUAGGGACGGGUUUAUGACGAGAAACAGCAACGGUAACUCGCUUCGCGGAUCUCGAAUCGCCGUAGCUAUCACGAUCGGAGUUCUUCUAGGAUGCGUCUUUGCCUUCUUGUAUCCUCACGGAUUAUUCCGCUCCGAUCCACAAAUCAUAAAUCCUCGGCUUGUAAAAUCUAAUCUCCAGGUUGGUUCUCCCUCAUGUGAAUCCCCAGAACGGCUUAAGAUGCUCAAGUCUGAUAUUGUGGCAUUAUCAGAGAAGAAUGCUGAUCUGAAGAAGCAGGUCAGGGAGCUAACGGAAAAGCUACGGCUGGCUGAACAGGGAAAAGACCAGGCUCAAAAGCAGUUUAUGGUAUUGGGUGAACAGCAUAAAGCCGGGCCUUUUGGUACGGUAAAGAGUUUGAGAACCAACCCAACUCUUAUCCCUGAUGAAUCCGUGAACCCAAGGUUGGCAAAGAUCUUGGAGGAAGUUGCUGUUAGGAAAGAGCUUAUAGUUGCUCUCGCCAAUUCAAAUGUGAAAUCAUCAUUGGAGGUGUGGUUCGCUAACAUCAAGAGAGUGGGUAUACCCAAUUACCUGGUUGUGGCAUUAGAUGACGACAUUGAAAAUUUCUGCAAAUCCAAUAAUGUCCCAGUGUACAAGAGAGACCCAGAUGAAGGUAUUGAUUCAGUUGCAAGAACAGGAGGUAACCAUGCUGUCUCAGGACUGAAGUUUCGGAUCUUGAGGGAAUUCUUGCAGCUGGGUUACAGUGUUCUGCUCUCAGAUAUUGAUAUAGUUUACUUGCAAAAUCCAUUUGAUUAUCUUUACCGUGAUUCUGAUGUGGAAUCCAUGACUGAUGGUCACAACAACUAUACAGCUUAUGGAUAUAAUGAUGUCUUUGAUGAACCAGCUAUGGGUUGGGCUCGAUAUGCUCACACCAUGAGGAUAUGGGUAUAUAACUCUGGCUUUUUCUACAUAAGACCUACAAUUCCUUCAAUUGAGCUUUUGGAUCGUGUAGCUGACAGGCUUGCUAACUCGAAAGCAUGGGACCAGGCUGUUUUCAAUGAGGAGCUCUUUUUCCCUUCACAUCCUGGGUACACUGGACUUCAUGCUUCCAGGAGAACUAUGGAUUUCUAUCUCUUUAUGAAUAGUAAGGUCCUCUUCAAGACGGUGAGGAAGGAUGCUAAACUAAAAAAGCUGAAGCCAGUCAUUGUUCAUGUGAAUUAUCACCCGGAUAAACUUUCCAGGAUGAAAGCAGUUGUCGAGUUCUAUGUUAAUGGCAAGCAAGAUGCACUGGAUUCUUUCCCUGAUGGUUCUAACUGGUAGUAGUAGAUCUAUAGAAGAUCUAAUUCUGACCCACAGGCAUGGGUCUGCAGUUUACUUCAUGCUACAAUUCCUGGGAUAUGGGUAGGUUUAUCUGAUUGCACUCUCUGAAAGCAAUGUGAAAUAUCUUUUUAUUUUUAUUUUCAAAGAAAAAGAACCGAUUAUGAGUUUCCCUUUCAAAUUUUGUUUUUGCUUUAUUCUCAUUAUAGUUUGUGGUUAAUUUUGAUUCAGUGCAUCAGACUGGUUAUCCAGAUGUUUAUGCAUACUUGGCAAAUGUUUGUGGACUGUUUGCUGGUCUUAUGAUUCCUGUACUUGUUCUGCUUGAAUGAGUUUUAUCCUAGAGUGGUUUAGUUGUGAA
Vitis riparia (riverbank grape) is the source of this 1930-nucleotide messenger RNA. RefSeq names its product arabinosyltransferase RRA3-like. Gene Ontology annotation, molecular function: glycosyltransferase activity. The record is from RefSeq and is a predicted model, not a curated record. The transcript has 2 exons. NCBI's taxonomy places the organism in Eukaryota, Viridiplantae, Streptophyta, Magnoliopsida, Vitales, Vitaceae. Gene Ontology annotation, biological process: root hair cell development. The coding region runs from base 271 to 1575 and encodes 434 amino acids.